Molecule: messenger RNA, 1484 nt
Organism: Sipha flava (yellow sugarcane aphid)
Lineage: Eukaryota; Metazoa; Arthropoda; Insecta; Hemiptera; Aphididae
Exons: 12
Coding region: 1-1341 (446 amino acids)
Source: RefSeq, a predicted model, not a curated record
AUGAACUUUCAAUGUUCACUUGUUCAAUUAGACAAAAAAAUUGAAUUUCUAGAAAAAAAUGUAUCGCUACUAAACAGCGAGUGCGAAGCAAUAGAGUUUUACAUAGUAAAAGAAUAUCCAGAGUUCCUUAAAAAUAAAGUAAUAGAUGUAUCAUGGAUGCCAGAUGAAUUUCAGAAACUAGGAAAACUUAAAUUAAUUCCAGACGCUGUGAAAAGAAUUGGUCGAAAAAGUAUGAUGUCAAAUCUAAAUAAAUCUAAGGGAUUUUUUAGUAUAGCUUUAAAAGCAAUAGCAGUUCGCAAGAUAGGAUUAAAUCACAUUAUAUUUUUACUGGAGAAAAUAAUAACGCACAUGGAAAUAGACUUCGAUAAACAAUGCAAUAACAUUAUUGAGAAUUGUGAACAGAUUGAAAACGAAAUGGAAAACUUAGAAACCGAUUGCAAAAAAUUACAUCAACGCAUUGAGGAAUAUAGAUCAAGCAUUUUAGAGGCAGGCGUUGAUCCAUUAACUAAACGUAUACCAGCGAGUAAAUACAAGAGGUUCGUUAAACAACAAUAUUUGAUGAACGCUACAAUAAUAAACGGAUAUAACCUGAAAUUAGCCAAUGUUGUUAAAGAGAGGAAAUUGUCGGAGAAAGUUUUAAAGAAAGUGACUGAACAGGUGAACAAUGUGUCCGAAAUAGAUCAAAAGCACCUUGAGUUGAAAUACAAUAAACUUUAUCACGAAGUAGUGGAAAUACAUGAAUUGGAAAAAACAAUGAGAGCUCGAAGAACUAAAGUUCAAGAAUAUUGCAUGUUAAAAUCAUACAAAAUGGAAAAACUUAUAGAGAAACUUAAUGCAAGCAUUAUAUCAAUGGAAGCGGAAUUAAAAAUAAAAAGUAAAAAAAUAAAACCAAUAUCUCCCAUUUAUAUGUACACGGAAAUAACGAAUGAUGAUGGAUCUUAUAAAAGUUAUGCACUUGAAGAUAAAAAAAAACACAAAAUAGAAAACAUUAAGGAAAUUAAUGCAAGUAUCAUAUCAAUGGAAGUAGAAAUAAAUAGAAACAGUAAUGAAACAAUCCCAAUAUUUCCUAUUUAUAAGUACAUGGAAACAACGACUGAUGAUGAAUCUCAUAAAAGUGAUGCACUUUUAGACAAAAAGAACAUGAAGGUAUUUAAUACAAGAAAUAUAUCAAUGGAAGCAGAAAUAAAAAAAUAUAGUAAAGAAGUAAAAACAAUAUUUCCUAUUUUUAAGUAUACAAAAAUGACGAUUGAUGAUGAAUCUUUUAAAAGUGAUGCAUAUGAAAAAAAGGCAAUGCAAGUAAUUGAUCGACUUAAAUCUGACAACACAUUAUUUGGAAAAUAACACUGCCUAUUAAAAAACAAAAAUGAUCACCAAAAACCACUUAGACUAUUAUUGGUUACAAAACUGAACAAGAAAUAAAAACAGUACAAAUAUUAAAUCCUUCGAUUGUACAGAAAUUUAAAAUAAAAUCUUUUUUUUAUCUA